This is a messenger RNA of Dovyalis caffra, 1356 nucleotides long. Lineage: Eukaryota; Viridiplantae; Streptophyta; Magnoliopsida; Malpighiales; Salicaceae. The record is from the annotation of a GenBank genome assembly.
AUGAACCCAGAAUUGACAUCAUCAUCUUCUUGUUCUUCUAGUGAUAGAAGAAUUAGCGUAUUAGCAAGACACCUUGUUGGCGUUGAAAUGGAUUCUCAGAACGAUAGCAUCUCGGCUUUUCCAACUUCCGGUUCUGACAGCAACUCUGUUUUCUCCCACGUUGUUCGCGGUCCUGAAGACCCCAUCCUCGGUGUGACUGUUGCUUAUAACAAAGAUCCCAGUCCUGUUAAGCUCAAUUUGGGUGUUGGUGCUUAUAGAACUGAAGAAGGAAAGCCUCUUGUUUUGAACGUAGUGAGAAAAGCUGAGCAGCUGCUUGUUAAUGACAGGUCGCGAGUUAAGGAGUAUCUUCCUAUUACUGGAUUGGCAGACUUCAAUAAAUUGAGUGCUAAGCUUAUGUUUGGUGCCAACAGCCCUGCAAUUCAAGAGAAUAGGGUUACAACAGUUCAAUGCUUGUCUGGCACGGGUUCAUUACGGGUUGGAGCUGAGUUUCUGGCAAAACACUAUCAUCAACGGACAAUAUACAUUCCCCAACCAACAUGGGGAAACCACCCUAAAGUUUUCACUUUGGCAGGGUUAUCUGUCAAAACUUACCGUUAUUAUGAUCCAGCAACACGUGGGCUGAAUUUCCAAGGCCUCUUGGAUGACUUUGGUUCUGCUCCAUCUGGAGCUAUUGUACUUCUUCAUGCCUGUGCUCAUAACCCCACGGGCGUUGAUCCAACUGUUAAGCAGUGGGAGCAGAUCAGGCAGUUGGUGAGGUCAAAAGGGUUGAUGCCUUUCUUUGAUAGUGCUUAUCAGGGUUUUGCAAGUGGGAGUCUGGAUGCUGAUGCACAGCCUGUUCGCAUGUUUGUUGCUGACGGCGGCGAACUUCUUCUAGCUCAAAGUUACGCAAAGAACAUGGGGCUCUAUGGGGAACGUAUUGGUGCCUUGAGCAUUGUUUGUAAGACAGCUGAUGUUGCAAGCAGGGUUGAAAGCCAGUUGAAACUUGUGAUUAGACCCAUGUAUUCAAACCCACCCAUUCAUGGUGCAUCUAUAGUGGCUGCUAUUCUGAAGGACAGGGAUUUGUACAAUGAGUGGACCAUUGAGUUGAAGGCAAUGGCUGACCGUAUAAUCAGCAUGCGCCAUAAACUCUUUGAAGCUUUGCGUGCUAGAGGGACACCUGGUGACUGGAGUCACAUUAUUAAACAAAUUGGAAUGUUUACUUUCACUGGACUGAACCCUAAGCAAGUUGCUUUCAUGACUAAAGAGUACCACAUCUACAUGACAUCAGAUGGGCGGAUUAGCAUGGCUGGUUUGAGCUCUAAGACAGUCCCUCAUCUUGCAGAUGCUAUACAUGCAGCUGUUACGAGAGUUGUGUAG